GCCAAAUCGUGGCUAAUUGUAGGCAGUCAGUUGUAUUUGAUGGCCGACCAGGCCAGACCGUAAUUCCCUCGGAGGAGAAAAUAUUAAAUACUAUACAUUUGAUAAACAAAUUUUCAAAAGUUAAAACUAAGUGGAUUACCAGCGACAGCUGAUUCAAGAAAUGCCAAAUGCAAUAAUUUCUGGGAAUCGACGAACUUGGAACAUAGAGAUUCAGAUUUAAUAAACGUUUUUCAGAAAUUCUCUGGCUGAAAUUACGCAGGAAUAAUAAAGAAUCUGGAAAUUCAAAUAUACAUAUAACCAGAGCAUUUCCGUGGCGCAUUCGGACUAUCGACGAUAAGCCCCUUUUCUUGAUAAGCUUUAUCAUCUUGGACGGAGCCAAUUCGAUAAUCGUAGACGGCAGAGCAUAAGUCGAUUUUCAAAGUGGAUCAUGGCAGCCCAAAGUAAGCUGGCCGAGAUGGCCUUGAAUUGCACCUGCUAUGAGUACCAUCAUCCGUGGACCUCGAGCUGUGCCUGUGCUGCUGCGGGCAUGAUGAUCUCCCAGAUGCCCCCCGCUCUGCGUACCUACGUCACUGUUUAUGGGUUGGCCCUGAUUAUGCGGAGACGCAUCCCCUCGCUGAAGGACCUCGGACGCACUGCAGCUGGAAUCCUGCAGUCGAGCGCAUUCCUUUCCAUGAAUGGAGGUCUCUUCGUGUUUGCUGUGUGCUUGCUGCGCCAGCUUUUCGGUGGUUUCUACCUCUGGACAGUGGCUUGGUUGCCCUCCUUCCUGGCCAGCUUCGCCUGCAUCGCCUUCGAGCGUCCUGAGCGCCGUGCUCCACUGGCCAUGUACGUGGCCAAUGAGGGCAUCGAAGCUUUGUGGAAUAUGCUGGAGGCCCGAGGACUGGUGCGAUCCAUUCCCAACGCACAGGUGCUCAUCAUGGGCCUCAGUGUCACCGCCCUGAUGUACCUAUAUCGCGUGGGGCUUCAUAAGACCGUGGCCAAGGAUGCGACCUUCAAGGCCUUGGGCCUGAUCGUGGGCAAAGAGGAGGAGGGUCCGCUGAAGACUCCCGUGGUGGCCACUUCGCAAAGCUCUCGACAGGCUCCCCUCAACAUCCGCUGCAUUUCAUCGUAUCUGCAGCUCUACGACCGUGUGCUCAAGGCCAAGCAUCCUAGUUGUCCGCACAAGCGAGGUUGUGCUCCCUACGCCCUCCUGGGUGGCCUGAAACCUUUUCUAGGGGGCGUGGGUCUAUCGGUGGGUCUCAAGCUGCUGCUCAACAUCACCAAGAUCUUCCAGUUGAAGAUGCAGUGGCGCAAGCAGAUCUUCAACCAGGGCUCCCUGCAGUUGGGACUUGCCUUAGGCAUCUUCUCACUGCUUUUCAAGACAACUUCAUGCAGCCUGCGUCACUCUUUUGGCUACGACAAUGCUCUCUUCGCCAUUCCGGCUGGCUUGAUCGGCUCUAUAGGUCUACUGCGUUUCCCCAACACCACAGUGGCCCUGUAUCUGAUGUGGAAGGCGCUACAACUCUUCUAUAACUGGGGCAGUGCUGAGGGAAAAUUGCCCGAAGUACCCAAUUUCGCCAUGAUUAUGUAUGCUUUCUUCACGGCCGUGCUCUUCCACGCGGCCAUUCUUGAAGCUCGUGCUUUGCGGCCCAGUUACUACAAGUUCCUGAUGAAAAUCUCGGGCAAUCGCAUCAGCCGCUUCUAUGUGAAACCCUUCGAGGCCUACGGACUGAAGAGCCAGGACCAGAUCAACUAUGUGAUCAAGAAACUGCGCAUCGAUAUGACCUCACCCUUCCCUUUCUACGCCCUGACUGUCUAGGUUGUUGUUCAACCCAAAUACUGUAGAAUAAAAGUAAAAAACCAAAAGCAAUAAAUGUGUAACACAA
Molecule: messenger RNA, 1862 nt
Organism: Drosophila elegans
Lineage: Eukaryota; Metazoa; Arthropoda; Insecta; Diptera; Drosophilidae
Product: transmembrane protein 135-like
Exons: 4
Coding region: 428-1795 (455 amino acids)
Source: RefSeq, a predicted model, not a curated record